CCCCCUUUCAUUCCCCUUAGCUUAAUUUCCCGAGUCGUUGCUCACCACUCAUUCUCUCCCUUCUCUCGCACUGAACCCUCUCCAGUCCCUUCCCAACAACAACAAACUCAACUCUCCCUCCCCCUCCCCCUCCUUCUCCGUCUUUUUCGUCUGCUAUCUCUCUUCUCUUUCUUUCCCCUUUCUUUGUUCAUCAGCUUCCAUGGGUUGAAGAAGAAAACUGGCUGCCUGGAUUGCUUUGUUAGAUAUUUAUGGAGUGGGAUAGUAAUUCCGAUCUGAGUGGGGAUGAAGACGAGGGCUUCCUGCUCAACGAUGGCGGCCCACUUCCUUUUCCUGUCCAAAACUUGCUCCAAACGGCUCCUUGUGGCUUUGUCGUCACCGAUGCCCUCGAGCCCGACCAUCCCAUCAUUUAUGUCAACACCGUCUUCGAGAUGGUUACGGGCUAUCGCGCUGAGGAGGUUCUUGGCCGCAAUUGCCGUUUCUUACAGUGUAGAGGACCAUUUGCAAAAAGACGGCAUCCAUUGGUGGACUCCACGGUAGUUUCAGAAAUUCGGAGAUGCCUUGAGGAGGGCAUUGAAUUCCACGGCGAGUUGUUGAACUUUAGAAAGGAUGGAUCUCCAUUGAUGAACAGACUGCGUCUUACUCCAAUAUAUGGAGAUGAUGAGACAAUCACUCAUGUUAUCGGGAUCCAGAUCUUCACAGAAGCAAACAUUGAUCUAGGUCCAGUGCCAGGAUCUUCAAUAAAGGAGUCUAUAAAGUCAUCUGACCGUUCUCAUUCUGGAUUUUCUGCUUUUCGGCCUGUCGUAGUUGGGGACCGAAAUGUCUGCCGUGGGGUUUGUGGGAUAUUGCAAUUAAGUGAUGAGGUACUGUCUCUCAAGAUACUUUCACGGCUGACACCAAGAGAUAUCGCAUCAGUUGGUUCUGUCUGUAGGCGACUUUAUGAGUUGACAAGCAAUGAGGAUCUUUGGAGAAUGGUUUGUCAAAAUGCAUGGGGAAGCGAGACUACCCGUAUUUUAGAGACAGUCCCUGGUGCAAAGAGACUUGGGUGGGGUCGGCUGGCAAGGGAAUUGACCACUCUCGAAGCAGCUGCUUGGAGGAAGCUAACUGUUGGAGGUGCUGUUGAACCUUCAAGGUGCAACUUUAGUGCCUGUGCUGUUGGGAAUCGGGUUGUACUUUUUGGUGGUGAAGGGGUAAACAUGCAACCGAUGAAUGACACCUUUGUACUGGAUCUAAAUUCCAGCAACCCAGAGUGGCAACAUGUCCAAGUGAGCUCUCCUCCUCCUGGUCGUUGGGGUCAUACACUUUCUUGUGUGAAUGGGUCUCAUCUGGUGGUAUUUGGAGGCUGUGGAAGGCAGGGCCUGCUCAAUGAUGUUUUUGUGCUUGAUUUGGAUGCAAAGCCUCCAACCUGGCGAGAGAUCUCUGGAUUGGCUCCUCCACUUCCUCGAUCAUGGCACAGCUCAUGCACACUUGACGGGACCAAGCUGAUAGUUUCUGGUGGUUGUGCCGAUUCAGGAGUACUUCUUAGUGACACUUUCCUGCUUGAUCUUUCAAUGGAGAAACCUGUCUGGAGAGAGAUUCCAGUAGCAUGGACCCCACCUUCUCGUUUGGGUCACACAUUGUCAGUAUAUGGUGGUCGGAAAAUAUUGAUGUUUGGAGGUCUUGCUAAGAGUGGUCCACUCCGGUUUCGUUCUAGUGAUGUAUUCACAAUGGAUUUAAGUGAGGAGGAACCAUGUUGGAGAUGUGUAACUGGGAGUGGAAUGCCUGGUGCUGGAAAUCCAGGCGGCAUAGCUCCACCUCCAAGACUUGAUCAUGUUGCUGUGAGCCUCCCUGGUGGAAGAAUUCUCAUCUUUGGUGGGUCUGUUGCUGGUCUUCACUCUGCUUCCCAACUUUAUCUCCUGGACCCAACUGAUGAAAAACCAACAUGGAGGAUAUUGAAUGUGCCUGGCCGACCCCCAAGGUUUGCUUGGGGGCAUAGUACUUGUGUAGUUGGCGGGACAAGGGCAAUAGUACUCGGUGGGCAAACAGGUGAAGAGUGGAUGCUAACUGAGCUCCAUGAACUAUCGCUGGCAAGUUCAGUUAUCUGAUUAGAGUCGUGGCUAAAAGAGGAUGUGCGAAAGGAAAGCUAUCUGUUGUAAAGGAGUUACGACUCACAACGAGUCCUCAACUCCAAGAUGAGAGAGAAUUCUGAGAAGUUGAUUGGUGAACAUCUUUGGGUCACUAGAAAAGAAAAGGGAAACAAAAAACAAAAGGAACUCUUGACAAACAUUCCUCUGGACAUGUUUUGACAUUUGUAAUAGGUGAUUGUCCCGUGAUGCAUAUUCUUGUAGGAGGGUUGUUCUGGCUCGGGAUAAAACUUUGAAAUGAGUGACUUGAACAUGUUUUGUUUUUUUUGGUAAGGUUUGUAUGAAGUGCCUGACAAUACUCACAAUGGAUUAUUCUUGGCUGUUAGGAUGGUAGUAUUUGAUAGACACGUAGGUAAUUUAUAUAUGUAGGUUGAAGUAGUUGUGCCCGAUCCGUUUAAUUGAUAUUUUGUAAGUAAUAAAAAAAAUGGGAGAAAGGGAUGUUGCAUAUUGCAUUA
This is a messenger RNA of Theobroma cacao (cacao), 2575 nucleotides long. It is a transcript of the gene LKP2, whose product is annotated as LOV KELCH protein 2. Gene Ontology annotation, biological process: response to blue light; circadian rhythm. Gene Ontology annotation, molecular function: protein binding. Lineage: Eukaryota; Viridiplantae; Streptophyta; Magnoliopsida; Malvales; Malvaceae. Gene Ontology annotation, cellular component: cytosol; SCF ubiquitin ligase complex; nucleus. The record is from RefSeq and is a predicted model, not a curated record.